ACGUACAAUUCGUUCGCCGUGGCAGCGAUAUAGAAAUGAGCGAGAGGCACAAGCUGCUCGGGGAGAGGGAGGACGACGCGGUCGGCGCGCCGACGCGCCGAUGGGAGUCGCCGCGGCGAGGCGCGAGCGGGGAGAUGGCGCCGGCCCACAGGCCCCGGGGCCGCGUGUUCGAGUGCAGGACGUGCGGCAGGCGGUUCCCGACGUACCAGGCGCUGGGCGGCCACCGGGCCAGCCACGGGCGGCAUCUUCCCAGCGCCAGCAGGCUGCGCGACGGCGACGCCCUCGGGCUCCGGCUGCUGGAGCCACGCGGUGAAGAGGCGAGGCCGAGAACGCACGGGUGCCCCGUCUGCGGCGUGGAGUUCGCCGUCGGGCAGGCGCUCGGCGGGCACAUGAAGCGGCACCGUGCUGCCAUGGCCGACGCCGACGCGAACGCGCGCGGCACCAUGGCGGCAACGUCCGUGAAGGAUGACGGCGCUGGAGCAGAGUGCACGCCCGAGAUCUGCCUGGACUUAAACCUGGCGCAGGCGGAGAAGUGCGCGAAGUGCAGGAACGCUACACAUAAAUCAAAUUUCGAUGUUUCAACAAAAUCUGAAUUUUAUUUGUGA
This is a messenger RNA of Aegilops tauschii subsp. strangulata, 605 nucleotides long. Its product is annotated as zinc finger protein ZAT7-like. The record is from RefSeq and is a predicted model, not a curated record. Lineage: Eukaryota; Viridiplantae; Streptophyta; Magnoliopsida; Poales; Poaceae.